This is a messenger RNA of Candidozyma haemuli, 1932 nucleotides long. It is a transcript of the gene SGT1, whose product is annotated as co-chaperone. Gene Ontology annotation, biological process: protein stabilization. Lineage: Eukaryota; Fungi; Ascomycota; Pichiomycetes; Serinales; Metschnikowiaceae. The transcript is spliced from 2 exons. The record is from RefSeq and is a predicted model, not a curated record. The coding region runs from base 1 to 1932 and encodes 643 amino acids. Gene Ontology annotation, molecular function: protein-folding chaperone binding.
AUGGCAGUUGAACUACACAUUAAACACGGCGACGAAGCCGUCAAUAGCAAGAAGUUCUCUGAAGCAGUGGACCAUUACACUGCCGCAUUGAAAGAAAAUCCUGAUGCCUUUCUUGCGUACAUCAAGCGUGCCGCUGCCUAUUUGAAGCUCAGUGAACAUUCGACCGCCAGAGCAGAUAUCAAUGAAGCAAUUAAGAUAGCCGAUAGAAGAGGUAAGAGAGAUGAUAAGGGGCUUUGCUUUUACAGAUUGGGUCUAAUAAGCUACGGCGAGAAGCAAUAUGCUGAAGCACUUUCGAAUUUCAAGAAGGCGAAAGAGUAUCUGUUUACAGAACCUGCGUUGGACAUUUGGAUCGCCAAAGCGGAAAGAGAUUUGAAGAAACUCAAUUUAUCAGAGAAGGCUGAACCUUCACCCUCAGAGUCUACCGAGGUGAAGCUGACUAGCGCUGAUGUCAUCAAUAAGCAGGCGCCUAUCAAAGCAAAGAUCAGAGAUGACUGGUACCAAUCAAACGAGAAUGUGACCGUGACCAUUUACGCUAAGAAUGUCAAAGAAGAGACUUUGAACAUUGCUUUCAAUUCUCGAUCUGUUGCCAUUUCCUUCCCUAGUGGAGAAAACUCCGAAUACAACUACAACUUGGAACCGUUGUACGGUGAAAUAGACAUCGAGCAAUCCACAUACAAAAUCUACGGCACAAAGUUGGAGCUUACUUUAGCAAAGAAGAUCAAAGGGAAAUGGGCACUGUUGGAAGGAAAUGGAGAGAUCAAGCCUGUAGAGCCAAAGGAAAGUGGCACAGGGUUGGCAUAUCCUUCCUCAUCCAGGAAAGCCGUUAACUGGUCCAAUUUUAAAGUCCAAGAAGACGAAGAAGAGGAAGAUUUCUUUGCAAAAUUAUACAAGGAUGUGGAUGAUGAUACGAGAAGAGCCAUGAUGAAGUCGUAUGUGGAGUCAAACGGUACGGUUCUUACCACCAAUUGGUCCGAGGCCGAAAACAAGAAAUACGAAACAAUUACGGGAAAUUUUGAUGAUUGGUCGCUCAAGAAGGGUGUACUCAAGAAAGAAGAUGGUGGUGAUUUCGUUGGUGAAGUCCGUGUAGAUGAACCUCAACGCUUGGUGUUUAAGUUUGUUGUGAAUGGGUCCCAAUGGAUCACCAGUCCAAAGUAUAAGAUUGAGCACGAUAUUCAGGGCAAUGCCAAUAAUUACUUGGAAAUCGAUGAUUUGCACGAAGAGAAGGUUGUUGCACCACGGUCAGCGUCCUCGGAGCCAUCCGAGAUUGCUUCUGUCGAAGAUACAUCAGAUGGUGAGGUGAUUAGGUACCUGUUACACCAGAACUAUACCAACGACAGCAAUAAUGGUCACCUUGCUGAAGUCCCCACGUCGCAGUCUUCGUAUGCUGCGUUAUCAAUCCCAAGUGAUGGCUACGAAGAUCUAGGAAACGACGCUAUCCAAGGAGAUGAUGGUGAAACGACAGAGGGUUUUACUCUGGAGAACUAUCACUCUGCAAGAAGUUGCGGUCAAUCGCAUGAAGAAGAGGGCCGACAGCCUCUAUCAGGCUCUCCGCCGAGGCAUCGUAACGCCCCCAUUGAUAUCCAAACGUCUGGUCAAUCCAGCUCUCAACCGAGGCCUAUCCAGCCCCACCACUCCACCUCCUACAGAAGUAACCACGCCGGUUCAGGAGAUACAACGCCCAUUAAUUCCCUCCUCAGCGCCGGAUUCUUCGGAGCCAAACAACUCGCUGCCCCAACCCAGCAAGAAUCGGAAGUAUCGACUCUUGGCGCUCACUCUCGGAGUAGCUCUUAUACUGCUCGGUCUCAGCAGCAAGGUAAUAAAGUUCAAGAUCCCUUGGUUAUAAACGGCUUGGGGAACUUGACCGACCCAAAUGCCUCUCCACGAAAGAAGAAUGGCAAUUUAGUCUCACGCUUCAUGGGAUUUUUUCAAUGA